UAUUUCUUAUCUCUUUUUUUAUCCUGCUGCUGGUUUGGGCUGGCUGAUAAACGAUAGCAAGUUUCUCUGGCAAUUGUAUAGCUUUUAAUGGUUCAUUAACUUGUAGAGGAUUUAAUAUUUUACUUCCACUAGAAGUUACAAACCCUUGCAGCUUCCAUGACUGCCCAGUACCAUAGCAUACUCCAAAUGUGUAUUGAGAAUCAUUAUAAAUAUUUAGCUUUUUAUUUGGUCAGCUGAUAGAUCUCUUUUGUUAACACAGUGAAUUUGUCUGCUUGUACACUCAGCUUAGGACUGAGUGGUGAAGCUUCCACUGCUUCGUUCACAGUACUUAUCGAAUAAGCCAUCAGGCAGUUGCUGCUCACAUAAUAUGAGGACCUGCCAACAAAAGGUUCCAGGGAACCAGGAGCUCAGAAGCAUGUCUGGGAAGCCUAGGCUUACCUACCUUAAUGGAAGGGGGCGAAUGGAGUCCAUACGAUGGCUGUUGGCAGCAGCUGGUGUGGAGUUUGAAGAAAUUUUUCUGGAAACAAAAGAGCAAUAUGAGAAGAUAAUCAAAGAUGGAAGCCUGAUGUUCCAGCAAGUGCCCCUGGUUGAGAUCGAUGGGAUGAAGAUGGUGCAGACCAGAGCUAUCCUCAGCUACAUAGCAGGGAAAUACAAUCUCUACGGGAAAGACUUAAAGGAGAGAGCCCUGAUUGACAUGUACGUGGAAGGAAUAAUAGAUCUGAUGCAAAUGAUUUUGGUGUUUCCUUUCUCUCCACCGGAGGCAAAGGAGAAAAAUCUUGACUCAAUUAAGGAGAGGGCAACUAACAGGUACUUCCCAGUCUUUGAAAAGGUUUUGAAACAACAUGGCCAAGACUUUCUGGUGGGCAACAAAUUCAGCUGGGCAGAUGUUCAGCUAAUUGAAGCCAUUUUAGCAGUGGAGGAGAAAGUACCUGCUGUGCUGUCAGGGUUUCCUAAGUUGCAGGCUUUUAAAAUAAGAAUGAGCAAUAUGCCUACAAUUAAGAAGUUCCUGCAGCCUGGCAGCCCAAGGAAACCUCCACCAGAUGAACAUUAUGUAGAAACUGUGAGGAAGAUUUUUAUGAAAUGAAUGCCUUGCUACCUUCAGUGAGACCCUAAAUACUGGUGUGGGGGGAGGAACCAAAGGGAAGAGGAAACUCAGUAAAUUGUUAUCAUUGUCAUUAAAACCAAUGGUUAAAAAGUAAAACUGACUUACUACCUGUA
This is a messenger RNA of Melopsittacus undulatus (budgerigar), 1218 nucleotides long. Its product is annotated as glutathione S-transferase-like. The transcript has 7 exons. Gene Ontology annotation, biological process: glutathione metabolic process. The record is from RefSeq and is a predicted model, not a curated record. Lineage: Eukaryota; Metazoa; Chordata; Aves; Psittaciformes; Psittaculidae. Gene Ontology annotation, molecular function: glutathione transferase activity. Bases 368 to 1084 code for a protein of 238 amino acids.